UUGAAGUUGCAGCAGUGCGGGGACACAGAGGCGUCCGGUGGGAGCCGGUGGCAGAGCCAUGGCGGGCGAGGAAGAGCGCGGGGAUGGGGACCCAGUAUCAGUGGUAACCGUGAGAGUGCAGUACCUGGAAGACACCGACCCUUUCGCAUGUGCCAACUUCCCGGAACCACGCCGGGCCCCCACCUGCAGCCUGGACGGGGCUCUGCCCCUGAGCGCGCAGAUCCCCGCGCUGCACCGCCUCCUGGGAGCGCCUCUCAAGCUGGAGGACUGUGCGUUGCAAGUGUCCCCGUCUGGAUACUACCUGGACCCGGAACUGUCCCUAGAAGAACAGCGGGAGAUGCUGGAGGGCUUCUAUGAAGAGAUCAGCAAAGGGCGGAAGCCCACACUGAUCCUGCGGACCCAGCUCUCUGUGAGGGUCAAUGCUAUCUUGGAAAAGUUGUACGGCUCCAGUGGCCCUGAGCUCCGCCGAUCUCUCUUCUCAUUGAAGCAGAUAUUCCAGGAAGACAAGGACCUGGUGCCUGAAUUCGUACACUCAGAGGGGCUGAACUGCCUGAUCUGUGUGGGCGCUGCUGCUGACCACAACUACCAGAGCUACAUCCUUCGAGCCCUGGGCCAACUGAUGCUUUUUGUGGAUGGGAUGCUGGGGGUGGUGGCCCAUAGUGAGACUGUGCAGUGGCUAUAUACACUGUGUGCCAGCCUGUCCCGCUUGGUGGUAAAGACCGCCCUGAAGCUGCUGCUGGUGUUUGUGGAGUAUUCUGAGAGCAACGCACCGCUGUUCAUCCAGGCAGUCAACUCUGUAGCCAGCACCGCCGGUACUCUUCCCUGGGCCAACUUGGUGGCCAUCCUCGAAGAGAAGAAUGGGGCUGACCCCGAGCUGUUGGUGUACACUGUCACUCUCAUUAACAAGACGCUGGCAGCACUCCCGGACCAGGACUCCUUCUAUGAUGUGACGGACGCUCUGGAGCAGCAGGGCAUGGAAGCACUGGUGCAGCGCCUCCUGGGCACCGCUGGUACUGAUGUCGACCUGCGGACACAGCUAAUGCUCUAUGAGAGUGCCCUUCGGUUAGAGGAUGGAGAUAUGGAAGAGGCUGCAGCAGCUGCAGCCGCAGGCGGCCGACGGGAGCGGAGGAAGCCAUCCUCGGAGGAGGGCAAAAGGAGCCGGAGAUCCCUAGAAGGUGGAGGCGGUCCUGUGCGUGCCCCAGAACCAGGCUCCACAGGCCCUGCUUCACCGGUAGGCGCCAUCUCCUCCACUGGCCCCACCUCGCCUGCAAGUCCAGCCUACAGCCCCCCUGGCCCAGCCUCUGGCCUCCGUUCCUCAGUGAACCUCUUCCCUACCAUUUCUGUGGGACCCUCAGUGGACAGUUCCUGUGAGAGAAGCAUCUACAAACUUCACCAAACUGCUCCCGUUUGCGCCCCUGAGAGCCCACCUGUCCCCCAGUCCCUUACUGGGCAGGCCAGGCUAGAAGCCCGGUUCCUGGAGAACGUGGCAGCAGCAGAAACAGAGAAGCAGGCUGCUCUGGCCCAGGGCCGAGCAGAGACACUGGCUGGGGCCACUGUCGAUGAGACUGAUGGAUCAUCUGCAUCAGGCACCAGGGAGCUGUGGGACUCCUCAGAGCCAGCCUCUGCACCUCGAACACCUCGGAGCCCUGCUUCCCGAGUCCUGCUCCGGACCCAGCGAAGUCUUGAGCCAGAGCCCAAGGAGCCAGUGUCACCACCAAGUCCUAAGGCUGAUCCUAUCCAGGAACUUCCUACCCGUGUACCCAAGCUUUGCAUUGGGGACUUGGACUUCUCAGAUCUGGGGGAGGAUGAAGACCAAGACACAUUAAAUAUGGCAUCUAUGGAGUCUGAAAAAACAUUCCCACUCCUAUCACAUCCACCAUCCUCACUCGCCGGGGGGCCCCCACCUCCGCCCCCACCUCCCCCACCCAUCUUAGGCUCCUGCCCACCACCUCCGCCCCCACCUCCCCCACCCAUCUUUGGCUCCUGCCCACCACCUCCGCCCUUGGCUGCGCCUCUUGCCCACUCAGCCCUUGACGGCCCAGUCCUUCCCACCAAAAGGAAGACAGUCAAACUUUUCUGGCGGGAACUCAAACCAGCGGCGGGCUCUGGCUACUCUAGAAGCCGCUUUGGACCUUGCCCUACCCUGUGGGCCUCUCUGGAACCUGUCUCAGUAGACACAGCUCGGCUGGAGCACCUGUUUGAGUCCAGGGCCAAGGAUGUACUACCCACCAAGAAAGCUGGUGAGGGCCGCCGGACAAUGACUACAGUGCUGGACCCCAAGCGCAGCAAUGCCAUCAACAUUGGCCUAACCACUUUGCCCCCUGUGCAUGUCAUCAAGGCUGCCCUGCUCAACUUUGAUGAAUUUGCUGUCAGCAAGGAUGGCAUUGAGAAACUGCUGACCAUGAUGCCCACUGAGGAAGAGCGGCAGAAGAUUGAAGAAGCCCAGCUGGCCAAUCCUGAUGUACCCCUGGGCCCAGCUGAGAAUUUCCUGAUGACGCUUGCUUCCAUUGGAGGCCUGGCUGCACGCCUACAGCUCUGGGCUUUCAAGCUGGACUAUGACAGCAUGGAGCGGGAAAUUGCAGAGCCACUGUUUGAUCUGAAAGUGGGCAUGGAACAGCUGGUACACAAUGCUACCUUCCGCUGCAUUCUGGCUACCCUUUUGGCUGUUGGCAACUUCCUCAAUGGCUCCCAGAGCAGUGGCUUUGAGCUGAGCUACCUGGAGAAGGUGUCAGAAGUGAAGGACACAGUGCGCCGGCAGUCACUGCUGUACCAUCUCUGUUCCCUGGUGCUCCAGACCCGGCCUGACUCCUCUGACCUCUACUCAGAAAUCCCUGCCCUCACCCGCUGUGCCAAGGUGGAUUUUGAACAGCUGACCGAGAACCUGGGGCAGCUGGAGUGCCGGAGCCGGGCAGCUGAAGACAGCCUUCGGAGCUUAGCAAAGCAUGAGCUAGCCCCAGCUCUGCGUGCUCGCCUCACCCACUUCCUGGCCCAGUGUACCCGUCGGGUAGCCAUGCUAAGGGUGGUGCACCGCCGAGUCUGCAACAGGUUCCAUGCCUUCCUGCUCUACCUGGGCUACACGGCGCAGGCAGCCCGGGAAGUUCGCAUCAUGCAGUUCUGUCACACCCUAAGAGAGUUUGCACUUGAGUAUCGGACCUGUCGGGAACGAGUAUUGCAGCAGCAGCAGAAGCGGGCUACCUACCGCGAGCGCAACAAGACCCGGGGGCGCAUGAUCACCGAGACAGAGAAGUUCUCAGGAGUGGCUGGGGAGGUCCCCAGUAACCUGUCUGUCCCAGUGGCCGUGGGCAGUGGACCAGGACGGGGUGAUGCUGAUAGUCAUGCCAGUAUGAAGAGUCUGCUUACCGGCAGGCCAGAAGACACCACACACAGCCGGCGCAGCAGAGGCAUGGUCCAGAGCAGCUCCCCUGUCAUACAUACAGCAGUGGGACCCUCCAUUCCAUCCCCCGAGGAGACUUCGGGUUCCAGUUUACCCAGCGAUACAUCUGAUGAGAUAAUGGAUCUGCUGGUGCAGUCAGUCACCAAGAGCAGUCCUAGAGCCUUAGCUGCUCGGGAAAGGAAGCGCUCUCGUGGCAACCGCAAGUCCUUGAGACGGACACUGAAGAGCGGGCUUGGAGAUGACCUGGUGCAGGCACUGGGACUAAGCAAAGCUCCUGGCUUGGAGGUGUGAGCGUGCUACCACCGGGAAAUCUAUCUGGAUACAGCUACAGUACAAGAGACUGAGCACAAAGAGGGCCUGGAGUAGAAAUCUGGUUCAGAAGCCUGCACCCAGGGAACCAGUAUUGUGAGCAGUAUUAGAUGUGUGUGUGUGUGUGUGUGUAUGUGUGUGUGUGCAUGCACAUGUAUUCCGCAUGUGCGAGUUCCCUAUUUGGAACAAAAUAAUAAAGUUUAC
Molecule: messenger RNA, 3907 nt
Organism: Chionomys nivalis (European snow vole)
Lineage: Eukaryota; Metazoa; Chordata; Mammalia; Rodentia; Cricetidae
Gene: Fhod1
Product: formin homology 2 domain containing 1
Exons: 24
Coding region: 59-3685 (1208 amino acids)
Biological process (GO): cortical actin cytoskeleton organization; actin filament network formation
Cellular component (GO): cytoplasm; cytoskeleton
Molecular function (GO): actin filament binding
Source: RefSeq, a predicted model, not a curated record